GUCUUUGCCGCACUACUCUUGAAAUCUUCGUGGUAGUUUUCAUCAGUUCUCAUUGUAUUUUUCGCUCAGCGGAGUCAUGGCGGGUCUUGCUCGGCCAGUAUACAUCAUAGCAGCUAAAAGAACUGCAUUCGGUGCAUUUGGAGGGAAAUUAAAAGGCAUGAGUGCUACUGUGCUUGGACAACACGCGGCGGUAGCGGCAAUGGAGGCUGGCAAAGUUGAUCCUGCGAUCGUAGAUUCCUCUGUGUUUGGCAACGUCAUCCAGAGUGCCUCAGAUGCGGCAUACAUUUCAAGACACAUUGCCCUAAAAGCCAAUGUUCCAGUUACAACUCCUGCACUAACAGUGAACAGGCUAUGUGGUUCAGGAUUCCAAGCAGUUGUCACGGCAGCACAGGAGAUUCAGCUGGGUGAGAGUGACGUUGUGCUGUGUGGAGGCUCUGAGAAUAUGAGUCAAGCACCUUAUGCCCUGAGAGAUGCUAGAUUUGGAACAAAACUUGGGCUUGACUUAAAGCUGGAAGAUACUCUGUGGCAAGGCUUGACAGAUUUUCAUGCUAAAAUGCCAAUGGGUGUCACUGGAGAAAAUCUUGCUGAGAAAUAUAACAUCACACGACAAGACUGUGACGAGUUUGCUCUGUUAUCACAAAAGAGAUGGGCUGAGGCUAAUGAGGAUGGCCGCUUUGUAGAAGAAAUUGUUCCAGUGGCUGUGAAAGGAAAGAAAGGUCCAGAAGAGUUUAAGGUUGAUGAACACCCAAAACCAAACAGUACAAUAGAGCAUUUAACAAAGUUAGCUCCAGUCUUCAAGAAAGAUGGAACAAUCACUGCUGCUAAUGCUUCUGGUAUAUGUGAUGGAGCUGCAGCACUGAUCGUUGUCAGUGAGAAAGCCCUUAAAGAGCACAACUUUACGCCACUGGCCAGAAUUGUUUCGUACUCUGUUGCUGGUGUGGAACCAUCAAUCAUGGGAAUUGGCCCUGUCCCAGCAAUCAAAGCAGCAUUAAAUAAAGCCGACAAGAGUCUUCAACACAUGGAACUUAUUGAGGUUAACGAAGCAUUUGCUCCCCAAUUUCUUGCUGUUCAAAGAGAGCUUGAGCUGGACAUGGCCAAGACAAACAUCAAUGGAGGUGCAAUUGCUUUAGGUCAUCCUGUAGGAACCUCAGGAGCGAGAAUCACAGGACAUUUGGUGCAUGAGCUGCGGCGUAGAGGUGCUAAAUAUGCUAUUGGAUCGGCAUGUAUAGGAGGCGGACAAGGAAUAGCAGUUGUUCUUGAAAAUUUACAAUGAGAUUCCUAGCAGUUGAGGAAGUGAUGCUGAAGACAAUUUCAUAAAGAUGUACUGAUGCAUAGUUUACAUGUGAAAAACAUUUUGAAGAAAAUAGAUAUAGCAGCAAGGAUUUAAGAGGUCUUUUUGUUCAUGUAAAUUACAGCUUUCAUUGCUAAGAACAAUGCUUCAGUAUC
Orbicella faveolata is the source of this 1446-nucleotide messenger RNA. Its product is annotated as 3-ketoacyl-CoA thiolase, mitochondrial-like. Gene Ontology annotation, molecular function: acetyl-CoA C-acetyltransferase activity. Gene Ontology annotation, biological process: fatty acid beta-oxidation. Lineage: Eukaryota; Metazoa; Cnidaria; Anthozoa; Scleractinia; Merulinidae. Gene Ontology annotation, cellular component: mitochondrion. The record is from RefSeq and is a predicted model, not a curated record.